This is a messenger RNA of Spirometra erinaceieuropaei, 359 nucleotides long. The record is from the annotation of a GenBank genome assembly. Lineage: Eukaryota; Metazoa; Platyhelminthes; Cestoda; Diphyllobothriidea; Diphyllobothriidae.
AUGAUAGACACUUGGGACGCCGCCCUCCGGCCUCCGGGCGCGCACCUCGUCCGACUGCCCCGGCCGCUCUUCCAGUUAUUCUCUGCAGAAUACACCAUCCUCUCAACUGGCGUCCAUCUCCAUCCGGGACCGGGUGUGAAGGUCCUGGUAGCCAGAGUCACACUCUUGGGCAUUUCCAUGCGAGAGACAUGGUCAAGCAUCCGUGGUCAUCUUUCCUGCGGUCUGGAUUAAUUACUUGUGAUUUAUUUUUACAUUCACAGCAGGGUAUAUGUACUGUUAUCUUAUGGAGACAAAGAGAAUCGCCUUUGUCUGGCACAUUCAAAAAAUACCGUUUACUGAUAAAUUAUCAGACCUUAUGA